Messenger RNA from Penaeus monodon (black tiger shrimp), 629 nucleotides. RefSeq names its product RRP12-like protein. The coding region runs from base 30 to 629 and encodes 199 amino acids. The transcript has 5 exons. NCBI's taxonomy places the organism in Eukaryota, Metazoa, Arthropoda, Malacostraca, Decapoda, Penaeidae. The record is from RefSeq and is a predicted model, not a curated record.
UCCUACAGCAGGUUGUUGCCGAGACUGUCAUGUGCUGUGGCAAAGGGAUGUCGUCAGCCACACGGAAAGCAGCUUUCAUGCUCCUGACUGAUGUGGGAACCACCAUCCAGAAGCAACUUCAAUGCUCCCCGGAAGACACGGUGCGACACAGCAUGAAGCUCUUCCUGGCUGGCUUGGUUGGCUCUCCUGCUCUGGCAAAGAAUUCCAUAGUUGCCAUCACAUCCCUCACAUAUCAGUUUAAGAGUAUCAUCCCAAAGGAUGUGCUAGAUCUUCUGAUGAACAACAUGUGUAUCCAACUCCUAUGCAAGUCAAGAGAGAUUGUGGGAGCUUGCUUGUCCUUCUUCUUGGCCACUCUCUCAUUCCUUCCAGUCCCAGUUAUGUCUGAAUAUUUUGAGAACAUCUUCAAGACCCUCUGCAAAAUAGACCCUGACACCCAGCGCAAAUUCCGCAGAAGAAUGCGUGACAUUCUAAGCAGACUUGUGAGGAAGUUUGGCAGCGAUCGCCUCAUGGCAAUGGUACCACCGGAAAACGGCAUCUUACAGAACGAAUACGCAAUCUCCGACAACAUUUUGGAUCUCCUUGACCCAUCGGCCGGCCAAGCAGUGGCUUUCCCAAAAGACCCAAGUUGA